Molecule: messenger RNA, 9494 nt
Organism: Anoplopoma fimbria (sablefish)
Lineage: Eukaryota; Metazoa; Chordata; Actinopteri; Perciformes; Anoplopomatidae
Gene: cica
Product: capicua transcriptional repressor a
Biological process (GO): regulation of transcription by RNA polymerase II
Cellular component (GO): nucleus
Molecular function (GO): RNA polymerase II transcription regulatory region sequence-specific DNA binding; DNA-binding transcription factor activity, RNA polymerase II-specific
Source: RefSeq, a predicted model, not a curated record
UGUACAGGGGCAGUAGUUUUUUUCCUCCUUUUAAGUUGCUUUGCCGGAGAAACAUGAAGCGCCGCUAACUGGCAGCUGCGGACAACCGGCCGACCUGCCCUAUUUUACCCGGCGGACUCACCGGAGGACCACACCGGGGUUACUACAUGAGCUCCGAGUAUCUGGAAUAAGGUGGGCAAGUCGCACAACAAAGACCAGACAGGAUGAGAGAGAGAGGCCCCGGCAGAGGAGGAAAAUAGAGAUAAUAGAAAGGAGGGGGAAGAAGAAAAAACAAAGCUAAACAAGAGCAUCUCUGGGAUAAAUAAAUAAAAAGACUUGUUUAGAGAAAAGGCAAGCUAGAUGAAAAGAUGAAACCGAUAAAAAAGCAGGGCCGGCGCUCUCCUCCCUCCACCAGGGCCAAAGGGGGGAAGCGCCGCGGAGCGGGGGACGCCCCAGAAGGAGGGGAGAAGAGAGACUCAGAUGAGAACAGAGACAGAAGCAGAUCCCCACAAAACCGAACACCCUCCGCCUCGUUCUCUUCGAAUUUGCAUUCAGAGUCCUCCCAGACGGACCCAAUCAGAGCACGGGGCACUUCAGAGAGGGAGGGUCCCCACAGAGAAGGGUUGUCAGAAACGACAGUAUCACUCGUGAUGGAUUCUGGGAAAUUUUUGACAUCCUCGGAUGAUAGAUCGGGGAGGUCAGCCGUGAGUGGCAGCAGCCACAGUGACAGUGGUGGUAGUAGUUGUAGUAACAGUAGUACACCAAGCGCCAACAACAGCCCAAACCCCGCCUCCAGCCGAAAAACUGCCACCUUCAAGGCCCGCGUUCCCAAGAAGAAGUACACCUCUGAACACUGCUUGUCUGCUACUGGUAACCAUAGCAACACUUCCUCCAGCACGCCCCCGCCUCUACCUCUUAGUGGUGGGGUCAUUAACCACGGGUCAACGGGUAUCUCUCACCCUGAUGGCAACAGUCAGAGCAGGAGCCUGAUUGAUGACUUCAACAGCAGGACCACUGGCGGGGAGGGUCCUCAGGACGGCUCCCCAGGACCCCCUACCCUGACGUUGGCAGGGGACAGGGAAAGGCCCGGAGGAGUUGAAGGGGCGAGAGAUGCGGAGCGAACGUCGCCCGUCCUCCUACCCCGCUGCUCCUCAACAGACACCGCCAGCGAGCACUCAGCUGACCUGGAGGUAGUCGGGGACACACACGCCAUCACACAAAUGUCUACACACGGACUACCCAGUCUCCCUGAUGCACUGUCUGACGCCCUCGCCAAAGGAAUGAAGAAUCAGCGUGUCCUUGCCCGACAGCUCAGGAGAAGAAGUGACGAGGACGGCGGGGGCGAAAGGAGGGAUGAAGGGGAGAUUUCAGACUUGGUGUUCCGGGCUGGUGUGGUGCGUAAGGUCAGUGGUGAAUUUGGAAGCCUGGAGGUGCAAUUGAACGGUGAGAAGACAUUGUGCCGUUAUCCCUAUCAACAUGACAGCCCCCCAGGGGUGGUGGACAUUAUCCUAGAUGCCCCACCGCCUGGCGUCCAUCCAAUAGCUAUUGGCACCCGUGUCUGUGUACCAUUUGGCAAUGAGGAGGGCAGCGAGGGCCAGUGGCAGUGGUACCGAGAAGGUGUGGUGACCCAGGUGGACACACACCCUGCAGUUGCCAACCGCUACCGUGUCCUGCUGUCUGAGGAAAGACCUGAUUCACUGGAUGAGGAAGAGGAUGGCAGAGGGACAGCUGUUGGGACCCAGGCAGUGUGGGUCUCCCGACAAACACUCAGGCUUCUGGUGCCACCAUGGGACCUGGAUCUGCCGUCUGGAGGGGGACAGGGUGGAGAGGAGGGGGUCAGAGACAAGGAAAUGGAACUGGAGGACAGGGAGGAGAUAGAUGUAGAGCAGGAGGUGUGUCGUUUGAGCCGGGGGAUGACACCCAGUGUGGGGUCCGUGUUGGGGAGAGGAAUACCCUACCCAGGUAUGGUCCCAGUUUCCUCCUCAUCAGGCCACAGCAUUACCUCCCCAGUCACCCCAGCGACAGUCCUCAAUCUGGCUCCAGGCCGAGAGUGGGAAAUUGAGAAAGAGUUAGAGAGGGAGAGGGACCUGCAGAGAAUACAGGAAAGAGAGAUGGAAAGAGAGAGAGAAAGGGAGAACAGUGCGAAGCAGCAGCAGCACCACCAACAACAACAGCAGCAACACCACCCAUACAUGCCACUCACCCCCGAAGACGACAUGGAGGUGUCUCACUUUAACAUGCUUCCAAUGGGGGCGAUCAUACCUGGGGCCAAACAAAUGGCACUUCCCCAGCACCGCCACAUCAUCUCUAAGCCCCCGCCUGGCUACCUCAAUCCACACCUUUCUGUGGUACGGGGCAUCGGGGUCCCCCCUACCCACCUGGCCUUGAAUCCCCACCCCCCUCCUUCACCUGUCCUAUUAGGCCUUGAUCCAGCAACCGCAGCAGCUGCAGCAGCUGUCAUUACCACUCCUCAGCUUCCCCCUCUCCCUCCCAUCUCCUCUUCCACUGCAUCCUCCUCCAGAGUAGACAAGGCCCAAGGAGGAUGUUCUUCUAGUGGAGGAGCUGGUGGUGGCGGUGGAUCUGGAUCAGGUUCAACCUCCUCCUCUUCCUCACGUUCGCGCACACCUCUGACAGCUGCCCAGCAAAAGUACAAGAAGGGAGAUGUGGUGUGCACGCCAACAGGCAUACGUAAGAAGUUCAAUGGGAAGCAGUGGAGGAGGUUGUGCUCCAGGGAAGGCUGCUCUAAAGAGUCCCAGCGCCGAGGAUACUGCUCCAGACACCUCUCAAUGAGGACCAAGGAGAUGGAAGCCAGUGGAGGAAGCCGGGAACGGGGUGGAGCCAGCAGCACAGGGACCCUGACGCCGUCUGACCUCCGAAUGAGUGGUGGAAGAGCUAGCUCAGAGUUUGACUGGGAUGAGACGUCACGCGAAAGCAGUGAGGCCAGCAGCCGUGGAGGAGACUCCCGCCCUCGCCUGGUCCUUCCCUCUCUGCUCCCACAGGACCUCUCUCGUUUUGACUUUGAUGAGUGUGAAGCAGCGACCAUGCUGGUCUCCCUGGGGGGCUCCCGCUCAGGCACGCCCUCAUACUCGCCUAUCUCAAACCAGUCGCCAUUCUCCCCUACCCCAUCACCCUCACCCUCUCCGCUCUUCGGCUUUCGUCCUGCCAAUUUCAGCCCCAUCACUGCUCCCUCCUCACUUACGCCACGCCGCCAUCGCCAGCUUAGCGGCACUAAGAUGGGUACGCCAGGUGUUGAGCGAGAGCGGCACUUGUCUGGGAUUGUGCCCACUUUUCAGACCAAUCUCACUUUCACGGUCCCCAUGAGCCCUAGCAAAAGGAAGCUCGACACCCACCCACCCCCUCCACUGCCUGCCAUCCAGGACUACCAGACCAAACCUGAGCAACAGCAGCUGGUGAGCAUGGUGGGAGACCCAUCCCUCGGCCACAACCCUGCCGCCUUCAGAGUCCUUUCCCCCCAGAGUCAGCCCACCACCCCCUCCUCACUUUCCUUUCCCCGGCCUCGUAGCGCCACCAGCAGGCCACCAUCCUCUGCUGCCUCCACGCCUCCACCCAUGCUGGUCUCUCCGACCCCUCCCUCCCCGCUGCCCCAGGAACCCUCCCCACGCCGCAUUGUGCCGCUCCGUGAUUCCCCAGUCAUUGUCCGAAACCCAGAUGUCCCCCUUGCCAAGUUCUCUGAUGGCCCGUUGGGGAGGAGAGAGAGGAGCAGGUCCAGAGAGCACAACCAGCCCCAACACGCAGCUCUCCCGGGCCUCCAGGUCCCUGUUCCCAUCAACGGGGCCACCACCAACGGUGCAGUUCUCCUGCGCAACCCUACAUCCACACUUGUCCUGGUCACCUCCAGCUCGUCGCUGACUCCAGCCACGGGAGGCCACGCCGCAUUGUCCAGCCCGUCCGCGAUGCCCACGUCAUUGGGCUCCAUCCUGUCCUCCUCUGGCUCUGGCGGCCGGGAGAGGGAGAGGAAACCUGAGGGACACCAGGAUGCCUCCAGCGGGGGACUGCCCCAGCCGGUGGCCUGUCACCCCACGCCGACGGCCCUUCUGCCGCUCAUACUGCCAGCUGAGUCGCCACACCCUGCUCCGCGCAAGCAAAUCAUCAUGGGACGUCCGGGGACUGUUUGGACCAACGUGGAGCCUCGGUCGGUGCCAGUGUUUCCUUGGCAUUCGCUCGUCCCUUUCCUGGAGCCCAGCCAAACAGGAGGGGCUGCCCAGCCCGCCGACGGCCAACAGCUUGUCAAUCAGAGCAAAGAACCUCGUUGUGGAGUGGCCCUGGUGACGGACGGACGGACCGGCCCCCCAGACCUAGAGAGGGGAUCGACGUCAUGCCCUCCCCCGACCAAUGACAAUCCUCCUACAGAGAGGGGCGGGGCUGACAGCGAAACAGAGAGCGAUAUAGACGACCCGUUCUCCCCGGGCGUGGCCAACGACGCGGCGCCCUCAGCUGGCACCAUGAAGAGGCGCACGCAGUCCCUCAGCGCCCUGCCCAAGGACGGAGACAGGAAGAGGGAGAAGGACCAUAUCCGCAGACCGAUGAACGCGUUCAUGAUCUUCAGCAAGCGCCACCGGGCCCUGGUGCACCAGCGACAUCCCAACCAGGACAACCGAACAGUCAGCAAGAUCCUGGGCGAGUGGUGGUACGCUCUGGGGCCCAACGAGAAGCAGCAGUACCAUGAUCUGGCCUUCCAGGUGAAAGAGGCACACUUCAGAGCACACCCAGACUGGAAGUGGUGCAACAAGGACCGCAGGAAGUCGCUGUCUGAGAGCCGUGGGAUGCCAAAGGAGUCGCGGGAGAGGAGCAUGUCAGAGAGCAUAGAUCCCCAUGCGGAGUCUCAGGUGCCGGAGGGGGGGAAGGGAGGAGGCUUGUGCUGGCGGGGAUCGGAGCGUCGAGGGGGGCUGUUCGUGGGGCAGCACCCCCGUCCCCGAGCCUUUUCCCAGAGCGCCGUGCACACCCUGGAGCAAAGGGAGAGAGACCUGGAGAAGGAGGACGGGCCGAGUUUGUUUCGCCGCCAGCCCCCGCCUCAGGCCCUGUGCGAGGACGUGACCAGCGACGAAGAGCGCAUGGUCAUCUGUGAGGAAGAGGGAGACGACGACGUCAUGGAGGAUUCCUGUCCUGAAGGCUCCAUCGACCUCAAGUGUAAAGAGAGAGUGACGGACAGCGAUGAAGACGAACCAGAUGGACAGCAUGGCUUCCAGCCAGUGGCUCGCUCCUCUCUCCCCUCUCCCUCCACCCCUCACUCCGACUCCACUUCUGCUAAAGGGAGUGGUGGAGGAGAAGGAGGAGGUGAAGAGGGGUCUGAGAGGAAGAGAAAGAGAGACGGAGGAGAGGAGGGGAGCGAGGGAAGAUCCAGGAAAGAAGAAGCGGCAGCUGGUGGAGGAGAAGGAGGUGGAGGAGGUGGUGGGGUCUUUUCUCUGUCCACCGCUGGCCCGACCAGCGGCCAGGCUCCCAUCGCUUCGGCCCAGCAGGGUUUGAACCAGGUCCUCGGCGCCGUUCGCAUGGCCCCCACAAUGGUGACCAAUGUGGUGCGACCCGUCGCCAGCACGCACGUCCCCAUCGCCAGCAAGCCGGUGGAGGGAGCAGGCGCCUGCAACUCCCUGCCUCAGGAAAAAAAUGCUACUCUCCUGAUUGGAGGAGGCGGACCUCAGCAGCUGCCAAUCGCCGCGGGUGGUGGUGGGUACCUGUCCUCAUCCUCCUACCCCGGUCCAGUCAGUGUAACUCCCGUGGGGGGUGGCGCCCUGGUCACUAGCCUAGUUCUGGGAGGGUCCUUUCCCGCCACCCAGCCAGUGCAGCUCCUCACCCCGCAGCCCCAAAUGCCCCCGCACGCACAAACCCCCCUACCUGUCCUCCAGCCACAGCUCCACCACACCGGCGCCAGCAUCUCCACUCUCACACCUCCCGCUGGCCCCAAGCCACUAGCGCAGGUCCAAUACAACCUGCCCACCGAGGGCCCGUCCUCCCCUCAACUCACCCACCAGCAAAUUCUGUCCCUGCCCACCAAUACCGCCCUGGCCAAUGGCAUGCCCUCGGGGGUGGGCAUCAGAGUCGCAUCAGUCAGCCCCGGAACCAGAGUCCAAACCCAGUCGCCGGUCUUGCAGAGCAAGAUGUUGGUUCCCAUGGCAACAGUGAGAACAGGGUCUACUCCUCCUAAUCCCUCCAUUUCUCUGGUCGCUCCGCCUCUUCCUGUGCAGAACGGCUCCGUGACGGGAAACAAGAUCAUCCAGAUUGCUCCAAUGCCUGUUGUCCAGACCAGCGUUCAUCCUUGCAACGCAGCAGCAGUGCAUCCUGGGAGCCCCUUUCCUGUUUCCGUGGCAACAGUGAUGGCUCCUGGUGCCGCGCCCCCGCAGACCGUUCUUCUGACCUCUCCACCUACCAGGAUCACCUAUGUCCAGUCCGGCCCGGGAGUUACCCCGUCAAUGCCCCAACAGGCCAUGCCCGCUCCGGGCCCUGCGUAUCUCCAAUCAACCCUGGGCUUCACCGCCAUCGCCCCAGCGGGGCAAACCCUGCUACAGCCGAUCGCUGGUCAACCCCCACUUUUGGCUCCAGCCCCGCCCCUCAGCUGUCAACCACAGACCCCCCCGGGUCCCGUGGGAGCUGCUGGUCGUCAGGUGCUAACCGCCAUCUACCCUGCGCCAACCGUUGCGCUGCCUGCUGGCGUGGUCUCUGUGACUGCUCUGCCGCCUGCAGUGGCCGCCCCGGCCCAGGACGUGAUGGGCCCUUCCCCUCCGUCGGCGGCAGGGGGGUGGGGCUCAGCGGUGGCGACCCUUCAGCCUAACGCUGCAGAGGAGAUGGAGCUGAAGGUGGAGGUGAAGAAGGAGAACCUGGCGGACGGUCCGACUGAGGACGGGUGGUCGAGCUGUGCUGCCAGCUCCUCGUUGGCCACCUGUGCGAUGAAUGUCACAGCAGUUAAAAAAGAGGAGGAUUUCGGCCUGCACAUCAAACAGGAAAACCUCAGAGAUGGACACAGCGUCGAGAGACAAAGCGACAGCGACAGGGAGCAAGAGAGAGGGGUGAAGGAGAGCAGUGAGAAAAAGGGAGGCAGGGAGACUUGCAGAGAGGACCACAGCAGCAGAGAGGCCGGACCUCGCACCCCUCCUCCGCCGCCCCCGUGUUUGGCCCCACCCCCUCCUCCUGCGGAAAGAGAGCCCCCUUCCUCGAAGAAGACCAAGUUCAGACCCCCGCCGCUCAAAAAGACACCCGACUCUCUCGAGAAGGCCCUUUCGGAGACGUACUUUGAGGAGCGCUUUGCUGAGCUUCCAGAGUUCAACCCGGAGGAGGUCCUGCCUUCGCCCACUCUGCAGAGUCUAGCCACCUCGCCAAGAGCCAUCCUGGGAAGCUACCGCAGGAAGAGACGCAACUCCACCGACCUGGAGCUGACGGCUGAAGACCCCAGCUCCCCAAGGAGGAAGACCCGUCGUCUCUCCAGCUGCAGCUCGGAGCCCAACACCCCAAAAAGCGCCGCCAAGUGUGAGGGAGAGAUCUUCACCUUCGACAGAGCUGGUGCAGAAGGAGAGGAUCUACUUGGAGACUUGGACCGAGUCCCCUACUCGUCUCUGCGCAGAACUCUGGAUCAGAGGCGGGCCCUGGUCAUGCAACUGUUUCAAGAACAUGGCUUCUUUCCCUCAGCUCAGGCCACCGCCGCCUUCCAGGCACGCUACUCAGACACCUUCCCCACCAAGGUGUGUCUGCAGCUGAAGAUCCGAGAGGUCCGUCAGAAGAUCAUGCAGACGGCCACGCCCGGAACCUUCGAGCCGGGAGUGCUGGCCGGGUUGGCCGAAGCCGGCCCCGCCCCGUCCCACAGCGCCUCUUUCAAUCAAUCAGCCCGGGAGGACGGAGGGGCGGAGCAGCAAGGAGACAAAGCCAGGAGCCCCGGGGAGCCAAAGAGCGAGGUGUCCUAAGCUGGACGGGACAACAGAACGGGAAAAUAAAUCGAGGAAGAGAAGAAGAGAGAGAAGAAUGUUCUUGUGUGCAUUGAAGCAGUAGUGUGAAUGGCUCCAGCGGGAUCCGUUCUGCUGGCACUAAUGUCCACCAGACCUGGGCAACAAUUACAUUUGUAUACGGUUGCAAAUAUUCAAAGUACUCGAGGUGCGCUUGAUUAGUCCAAUCAGACUUUUAAAUUAAAAAAGCCUCAAAAAUGGACGAAUCAAGUCCUGACGAGUCAAGUGCUUCUUGCAGUAUUAUUUCCCCUUGUUUAUUUUUUUUCCCGCCCAAGUAUCCUGAAUAUUUUCAGUUACCACUUUGCCCAGGUCUGCUUUCAGCACAUUUGUACAGUAGUUUGUAGUUCGACACACAAACUCUGUGGCGCACACUUACUAUCUCUCCGGCACACACAUACACACACGAACCAUGGUGCAUAUGUAAUCUCCAGCAUGCACAUGAUCCCACAUAAAAAAAAAAAAACACACACACACACACACACACACACACACACACCCUUACCAAAUCAGACUGUUACUCUUGGUUGGCGGUCCCCGGGAGCAGCCACCAAGGAUCAUGACACACAAAGGCACUUUGUCACUUAUUGUGCAGAUGCAGUUUGCUGUUGCCAGCCAGCCAGCCAGCCAGCCAGCCAGCCAGCCAGCCCUCAGAUGCCAUGACUUGACCUCCUUCUCGCCCCUUCCACUCCUCAGCACAGUGGUCGGGACGCAAAACACAACCCCAACGACCUCCACUGAUAUUCCACGGCCCCUCAAUGCUGCAAGACAGACAGCACACGCACACAUAUACAGCACAUUACACACACACACACACACACACACACACACACACACACACACAGACACACACACAAACAUGGACACAUCUGUGCAGUGUGAGCACUCGUAUACAAACAAAGUCAAACCUGGUCUGACCAAGCCAUUGGCCUGCACAGUUUUUAGUGAUUGUAGUGAGAAGAGAAACUGAAAGCGUGAAACCGAUUCGCUCCUGGAGAAGAAAAAAACAAAUAAGGAAGGCAGGAGUUGGGAUGUAGUGUGACCAAUUUAUUGCACCUUUAGUUAUUGCCAUUAUGAAAGACUGAGUCCUCAUUGGCGGGAGCUAAUACUAUAUGUCUGUAUGUCUGUAGGGGUCCCCCUCCCCGAAAAAAAACCUGUGCAAACAGGCACCGUAAAGAGAUUAUGUAAAGAGACUGUUGGUCGUGAGGCUUCUAAGAAUCUACGUUUAAGUUCGACACUGACUGACCGGCUCCCGACGGAGCACAGAGAAAAAAGGCAGAAGAAGAAGAACGGCGUACGACGCUCAUUGGAUGGAGGAUUCAUAUUCCAACCAUAGGAGGACAAGAUAAUAAUAAUAGUGAAUAAGGACAACAACACGAUAAAGCUUGCCAACAGAGAGAAAAAGGUAGAAUUUGAACCAAACUUCUCUGAAUCUCCCAGUGGAUAUAAUGUUGCUUUCUCUUGUUAUCGUUGCCGUGGAAAUAACCAGUUAUACCGUGGCCUGUUUUUUUCUCUUGUGGCUCUAUUGUGUUUCUUCUCAAGAAUAAAAAAAAAAAAUCACAAAAAAAAAAA